This is a messenger RNA of Scomber japonicus (chub mackerel), 1741 nucleotides long. RefSeq names its product sorting nexin 15 (gene snx15). The record is from RefSeq and is a predicted model, not a curated record. The coding region runs from base 84 to 1265 and encodes 393 amino acids. The transcript has 7 exons. Lineage: Eukaryota; Metazoa; Chordata; Actinopteri; Scombriformes; Scombridae. Gene Ontology annotation, molecular function: phosphatidylinositol binding.
CAACAACAGAGCAGAGCUACUACAGUUUUGGCAUCCCGCUGCUGAAACACGCUGUUCUUUCUGUUGUUACUGACAAAAAGGACAUGUCACGGAAAGCCAAAGAAGAAUAUUACCGGUUCUUUACCGUCACCGACACACGCACACACGAGAAGGGGCACACGGAGUACAAAGUGACAGCAAGGUUUGUGUCCAAGCGUCAUCCGGAAGAUGUGAAGGAGGUGGUCGUGUGGAGGAGGUUCUCAGAGCUGAAGAAGCUCCACGGAGAGUUGGCCUACACACACAGGAACCUGUUCAGACGACAGGAGGAGUUUCCUCCAUUUCCCCGUGCACAAGUUUUUGGAAGGUUUGAUGAGGCUGUGAUUGAGGAGAGGAGGAAUGCUACAGAAGCUAUGCUACUAUUCACCACUACCAUACCUGCACUGUACAACAGCCCACAGCUCAAGGACUUCUUCAGAGGUGGUGAGGUCACAAGGCCUCUGGAUCCCUCCAUCGUAGCCUCUGGUGGGCCUCUGCCCCCACCUCUCAUCCCCCUCCCCAAGCGGAGAGCUUCAGACUGUGAGCCUGCAGAGGAAGAAGCAGGGAGGGAGGCACCUACUUUACCCCAAGAUCUUGGCACCAACCUGGGGUUAGAAGUUGGAGAACCGGAGGAGGCAGUUGAAGCCUACAGCGAAAUGGGAGGCUCUCCAAGAGAAGAAGGAGGAGGAGAAGAAGAAGGAGAAGAAGAUGAGCUUAGUGAUACAGAGCUGGAUGACAGAGUCCCAUCUCCUGACCCAUCUCCAGCCAGAACCCACCAAUCACAGGAGUCUCAGGAAGAGUUUGAUUCCCUCUUCGACUCUGUGGCAGAAGAGCAUGUGCCCUUCCCAAAAGAGGAAGUUCCACCUCCGCUGUCUGACAAUGACCUGGCUGUCUUUGAUCCCUGCUACAAACAAGACAGAUCCGAUUCCUCCUGCGACCACUCAGAAUUGUUCUCACUGCCGUCAGCCAAUUUAGAAGGAGACGCGGGGUAUUUGAACCAAGCUGCUACUGAGCUAACAGCCGCCAUGGAGAAGGAGAAGGAGGGAGAAUUUAGCUCUGCCAUACGUGGAUACAGGACAGCGGUGGAUAUACUGAUCACUGGAGUACAGGGUGACCCAGAUCCAGCACGCAGGGAGUCUGUGAUGAGAAGGACAGCCCAGUACCUAAAACACACUGAGAUGUUGGUCGACAGGCACGCCUCGCCCACACACACUCACACACCUACGCACACGCAUGCACAGGACCCAUAAUUACACACAUGCAUAUUUAUAUACACUGUUCACACACAUGAAGACAGACAAGCUCAGGGUUCUGACAUACACAUAGACACGUACAUGUCUCACACAUAUGCAGACACACACACACACACACACACACACACACACAUACACACACACACACACACGCACAGUGAGAUUACGUGCUCAUUUGGACCGCAACCAUCAUAAAUACUUUCUCAUAAAUACUACAUGGCGGACACACACACACUCCUGAGGUACACACUAUACUGCACACUGUUGUUGUAGCUGCCUUUGAUUAGUCAAGAGUAUUUGAUUGAUAAUAAUUUAAAAAUCUGGAAACUGUCACCUUAAUCUCUCUCUCUCUGUUUCUCACUUUUUUCUUUUGUCUAAUUUCUUUGCUAUCUUUUCUUGUUGAAUUCAGUAAUGUGUAUGUACAUUAAGUAAUGCAUUUUGCACAAUGUUUUGUUAAUAAACAUGAUUUUAAU